Molecule: messenger RNA, 922 nt
Organism: Rhodamnia argentea
Lineage: Eukaryota; Viridiplantae; Streptophyta; Magnoliopsida; Myrtales; Myrtaceae
Exons: 5
Coding region: 275-922 (215 amino acids)
Source: RefSeq, a predicted model, not a curated record
AUGUCUAGUCGAUAAUCUGGGCGACAAUCCAUUUUACACUCGAGUAAUCCAACUGCUAUAAAGUUAAAAAAUAAAAAUAAAAAAAGAAAGGAUGUGCUUUACUUGCUCUAGAUGUAAGGGCUCACCUUUACGUUAGGGGAGGUGCUUGUGUAUAAAUAGGAACGAGCGAACUCGUCUAGGUAGAUAAAAACACUUCGAUAAUUGAAUAUCAUACUCAUUUUUGCAUUCUCCAUUUUUUUUGUUGUUGAAAGACUGCAACGAGGAGAGGAACCCAAUGGGGCAGCAAAUAAGCAAAAAACUAAGGAAGUCAAAUCCUGCAGAGCCACGACCAGAGUUUCACAAAGAAGGGAGUUCGAAAGCCAUGGCAAGUGGAGCCUCCCAAGACGGUCGCAAAACAGCUGGAGAGGUUCAUGUAGAAGGAAGUUCAGAAGGCAUGGUAAAUCUUGUGGAAGACAGUCGCAGGUGGGUGGAGCAACUGCGCAUGAGACGAUCAAAUAAAGUCCUGCCAAGAGCGAAGGUAAUUGAGAACUAUCGAUCAUUGUUUGAGGCCGCGUGGAAAGGUGAUUGGAAAACUACCGAGAAACUCCUCAAUGAAGACAUUGCAGCAAUGACAGCCCAUGUUAUGACCACUGAAAGUCAGGGCUUUACUGUGCUCGAAGUUGCGAUUAUGGGCGAACAAGAUCAGUUGGUUGAGAAUCUGAUCAAGCACUUUCCUAAAUAUCACAAUCCUAGUCGGGCCCUCUGCUUUGCUGCUCGAGGGGGAAGAAUAAGGAUAGUAAAGGCAUUAGCAGACGAAGUUGAGUAUGAUCCUGAAGAUAAGGAAAAAAUUAUAGCUGAUGCGUUGGACCUUGCAUUCACGUUUUCUCCUACGCAGAAGGAGGUUAUCUGGUAUCCCUCUAUGGUUGGUCGAUACAGUGUUUGA